AUGAGUGUCACCUCCCCGGGGACACUGGGACUGGGGAUUGUCACCUCCCCGAGGACACUGGGAAUGAUGAUGGUCAUCUCUCCGGGGACAUGGAGUGUCACCUCCCUGGAGACCAGUGACUGUCACCUCUCUGGGACUGCCACGCCCACCACACCCUUCUAUGACCACGCCCACCGCCGCGCCUAUCUAGGCCCCGCCCCUGGUUUAAACCACACCCUCAAUGCCACACCUCCUCCUAAAAGCCCCGCCCCCCGCAGCCGGCUCGGUCUCAGCCGGGGCGGCCCCGCAGGGACCCGGGUUCGAGUCCGGGCUGGGCUCGGGGGGUCCUGGUGGGGGUCCCGCCUCUGCCGGGGGCCGGGGCCGGGGUCGGAGCCCCCUCCCGAGGUGGGGCGGGGGGCGAUGGCGGGACGAGCGGCGGCGCUGCUGGUGGCCGUGCUGGGCGCGGGGGCCGCGGGGCUGAGCCUGGAGCCGGUGGUUUGGCACACGGGGAACCGGCGGUUCCUGGAGGACGGUGGCUACGUGCUGUACCCCCAGAUCGGUGACCGCCUGGACCUGGUGUGCCCGGGGGGCGCGGGGGGUUCUCAGUACGAGUACUACAAGCUCUACCUGGUGGGCGGGGCGCAGGCGCGGCGCUGCCAGGUGCCCCCCGCCCCCACCCUGCUGCUCACCUGCGACCGCCCGCAGCGCGACGUGCGCUUCACCAUCAAAUUCCAGGAGUUCAGCCCCAACCUCUGGGGACACGAGUUCCGCCGCCAGCACGACUAUUACAUCAUCACCACCUCAGACGGGACCCCCGAGGGGCUGGAGAACCGACAGGGCGGGGCCUGCCUGACCCGGGCCAUGAGGGUCACCCUGCGAGUGGGACAGCGUGAGUGACCCCUCCCCCACCCCGCCCCUCCCCCACCAUCCCCUUCCUCACCCUCCCCUCCCCCCCAAUCCAGGCCCCGGGGAGGAGCCGCUGCCGGACCAAGACUGGACAGGUUCAGCCAAUCAGACGAGCCCACCCGGGCCGGGCCCUCCCCCCGC
Molecule: messenger RNA, 1026 nt
Organism: Cinclus cinclus
Lineage: Eukaryota; Metazoa; Chordata; Aves; Passeriformes; Cinclidae
Gene: EFNB3
Product: ephrin B3
Exons: 5
Coding region: 1-876 (291 amino acids)
Biological process (GO): axon guidance; ephrin receptor signaling pathway
Cellular component (GO): plasma membrane
Molecular function (GO): ephrin receptor binding
Source: RefSeq, a predicted model, not a curated record